AAUUGUUACCAUUUCCCCAUUUUUAUUGGACUCAGAUCCACUGAUCUGCGCGAGGGUUCUUUGUAAUUUAUGUGAAAAAUUGAAUCUUUUGCCUUCCGCUCCCUUCCUUUUUGUUGCUUUUCUUGUGGGUCAGGAUAAAUAUCACAAAAUUUCUUUGAUAUUUUCAUUAACUUAAGAUCGCCCUAACGCCUCUUUGUUUGUCAUCUCGGAAGGAAUUGGAUCUAUGGAAUCCUCCAAGGAGACUGGCUGCCAAGCUCGAGAAGGCCCAAUUCUUUGCAUCAACAACUGCGGUUUCUUCGGCAGUGCUGCUACGAUGAAUAUGUGCUCCAAGUGCCAUAAAGACAUGGUCUUGAAACAGCAGCAGGCCCAGUUUGCCGCCGCAUCCAUCGAGAACAUGGUCAAUGGCAGCAGCUCAAGCAGCAAUCUGAUCGAGCCUCUUACUGCUGAUGUGGUGAACGUGAAGGCUAAGCCAGUUGUAUUAAAAACUGACUCUCCUCAACUGACCCCUGAUCUGGCAUCAAGCCAGAGCUCAGAGCCUAAGCCAAAGGAGGGGCCAAACAGGUGCACCACUUGCCGCAAGCGCGUGGGAUUGACUGGAUUCAGCUGUAGGUGUGGGGACCUUUUCUGCUCGGUCCAUCGCUACUCAGACAAACAUGAGUGCCCGUUCGACUACCGGUCGGCUGCUCAGGACGCCAUAGCAAAGGCGAACCCGCUCGUUAAAGCUGAUAAGCUGGACAAGAUCUAAAAGGUCACUGGGCCCUAGUAUGAUAAUUUGCUAUCUUUAAAAUGUCGAUGGUUCGUCUAUGCCGAUUGUGCUGUGUCUCUAGACUUGUGUUGGGUGGUGUAGGGAGAAAAGAAGGGAAGGGGAGGGUUGAUGGUGAUUGUGGGUUGUUGCUUAUUCUAGAGUCGUGCUUCAAUUGGCUAGGGUUACUUUGGUUUGGUUGCAGUGUGCAAGUUGUUAUUUGCUCUUCUUUGUUGAAUAACAUUAUUGUGGAAUUUGUAAGUUGCCCAUCUUUUUCA
Salvia hispanica is the source of this 1020-nucleotide messenger RNA. Its product is annotated as zinc finger A20 and AN1 domain-containing stress-associated protein 8-like. NCBI's taxonomy places the organism in Eukaryota, Viridiplantae, Streptophyta, Magnoliopsida, Lamiales, Lamiaceae. The record is from RefSeq and is a predicted model, not a curated record. Gene Ontology annotation, molecular function: DNA binding; zinc ion binding.